Messenger RNA from Habropoda laboriosa, 732 nucleotides. RefSeq names its product ras-related and estrogen-regulated growth inhibitor. Lineage: Eukaryota; Metazoa; Arthropoda; Insecta; Hymenoptera; Apidae. Gene Ontology annotation, molecular function: GTPase activity; GTP binding. The record is from RefSeq and is a predicted model, not a curated record. The transcript has 4 exons. Bases 1 to 732 code for a protein of 243 amino acids.
AUGGAGAGAUUCAGUCCACCGGCGGCGUCGUUGAAGAAAAGAAUCAGCCCCCCGAUUGCUUGGAAUAUUGGUCUCACUAGCAAGGAGCCGAGAAUUGUCAAAGUGAUCCUGUUGGGUCAUCAGGGUGUCGGUAAAACGGCUCUGGCUGUGCGUUUCGCGACGAAACGAUACAUCGGCGAAUACGACUGCACCACCGAGAGGCUUUACAAGGUGGACAGUUUCCUGGACGCGGCAUGGGAGAUAACAGAUCCCCCAGGAUAUCUACCGCCGCCGCACGAGUUAAAAUUGCGAUGGGCAGAUGCCAUCGUUCUCGUUUACUCCGUGUCUGAUCGUGUCAGCUUCGACGAAACAUCCCGCCUCCGUUUUCUGGUGUCACACGCGAGGAAGACUAGAAAAGUGCCGCCGAUAGUGAUUUUAAUAGCGAAUAAGGCAGACUUAACGUACACUCCUGGCGAAAGGGUUGUUUCCACUGCGGAAGGGCGUCAAAGGGCUGAGGAAAUCGAGGCUCACGCUUUUCACGAAAUCUCUGUGAGGGAAUCCGUCGAACAGGUCAUGGCCGUUUUCACCGACAUCUUCAAACUGUUGACGGAAUUGCCUGGCAAUUCUGGCAACCAAGCAAAUUCCUUCAGGGUGAGAGCCUCCACUGAUGGGACCUUGAACGCUCUACGACGUCCCUCGCCGAUUCCACUUAAGAGGAGAUUCAGCAUCUCUGUUCGAGGAACGCUUCAUUGA